Elephantulus edwardii (Cape elephant shrew) is the source of this 1848-nucleotide messenger RNA. It is a transcript of the gene DTX1, whose product is annotated as deltex 1, E3 ubiquitin ligase. Gene Ontology annotation, cellular component: nucleoplasm. The record is from RefSeq and is a predicted model, not a curated record. Gene Ontology annotation, biological process: Notch signaling pathway; protein ubiquitination. The transcript has 9 exons. NCBI's taxonomy places the organism in Eukaryota, Metazoa, Chordata, Mammalia, Macroscelidea, Macroscelididae. Gene Ontology annotation, molecular function: ubiquitin protein ligase activity; zinc ion binding. The coding region runs from base 1 to 1848 and encodes 615 amino acids.
AUGUCACGGCCAGGCCAGGGCGUGAUGGUGCCGGUGCCCGGCCUGGGCUUCCCACCCCAGAACGUGGCCCGGGUGGUGGUGUGGGAGUGGCUGAAUGAGCACAGUCGCUGGCGGCCCUACACGGCUACCGUGUGCCACCACAUCGAGAGCGUGCUCAAGGAGGACUCCCGCGGCUCCGUGGUCCUGGGACAGGUGGACGCGCAGCUGGUGCCCUACAUCAUCGACCUGCAGUCCAUGCACCAGUUUCGCCAGGACACAGGCACCAUGCGUCCCGUGCGGCGUAACUUCUACGACCCGUCGUCGGCGCCGGGCAAGGGCAUCGUGUGGGAGUGGGAGAGCGACGGAGGCGCGUGGACGGCCUACGACAUGGACAUCUGCAUCACCAUCCAGAAUGCCUACGAGAAGCAGCACCCGUGGCUCGACCUCUCGUCGCUCGGCUUCUGCUACCUCAUCUACUUCAACAGCAUGUCCCAGAUGAACCGCCAGACGCGCCGGCGCCGCCGCCUGCGCCGCCGCCUGGACCUGGCCUACCCGCUCACGGUGGGCACCAUCCCCAAGUCGCAGUCGUGGCCCGUGGGCGCCAGCUCGGGCCAGCCCUGCUCCUGCCAGCAGUGCCUGCUGGUCAACAGCACGCGUGCAGCCUCCAACGCCAUCCUGGCCUCGCAGCGCCGCAAGGUGCCCCUGGCCGCCCCGCCGUCGGGAGGACCCCCGGGCACGCUCGCCGUGCGCCCCAGUGCCACCUUUGCGAGCGCCGCGCUCUGGGCUGCGCCCACCACCGGCCCCACGGAGCCCACACCGGCCUCGGGGGUGCCCCCGCGGAGCCCCAGCGCCCCCAGCAGCGCGCCCACCCCGGGACAGAACAACCUCAACCGGCCGGGACCCCAGCGCACGACCACCGUGAGCGCGCGCGCCUCCAUCCCGCCAGGGGUCCCCGCGCUACCAGUGAAGAACUUGAAUGGGACUGGGCCAGUCCACCCAGCACUGGCAGGGAUGACAGGGAUUCUGCUGUGUGCGGCUGGGCUGCCUGUGUGCCUGACACGGGCCCCCAAGCCCAUCCUGCACCCACCACCUGUGAGCAAGAGUGAUGUCAAGCCUGUACCCGGUGUACCCGGAGUGUGUCGCAAGACCAAGAAGAAGCACCUCAAAAAGAGUAAGAACCCGGAGGACGUGGUUCGAAGGUACAUGCAGAAAGUGAAGAACCCACCUGAUGAGGACUGCACCAUCUGCAUGGAGAGACUGGUCACAGCUUCAGGCUAUGAGGGUGUGCUGAGACACAAGGGCGUGCGGCCCGAACUGGUGGGCCGCCUGGGCCGCUGUGGCCACAUGUACCACCUGCUGUGCCUCGUGGCGAUGUAUUCCAAUGGCAACAAGGACGGCAGCCUGCAGUGCCCCACAUGCAAGGCUAUCUACGGGGAAAAGACAGGGACCCAGCCACCCGGGAAGAUGGAGUUCCACCUCAUCCCCCACUCGCUGCCUGGCUUCGCAGACACCCAGACCAUCCGGAUUGUCUACGACAUCCCCACAGGCAUCCAGGGACCCGAGCACCCCAACCCAGGCAAGAAGUUUACGGCAAGAGGUUUCCCGCGGCACUGUUACCUGCCCAACAAUGAGAAGGGCCGGAAGGUUCUGAGGUUGCUCAUCACCGCGUGGGAGCGGAGACUCAUCUUCACCAUCGGCACGUCCAACACGACCGGCGAGUCAGACACCGUGGUGUGGAACGAGAUCCACCACAAGACCGAGUUUGGGUCCAACCUCACGGGCCACGGCUACCCGGAUGCCAGCUAUCUAGACAACGUGCUGGCUGAGCUCACAGCCCAGGGCGUGUCUGAGGCUCCGGCCAAGGCCUGA